GCCUCUCGUCUCUCCCUCUCUGGGAAGGCGAGCGAGGGAGGGAGAGAGAGAGAGAAUCAGCAACAGCAGAAGAGUGAAGAGCCACAGCCAUCCGGCCCUUCUUACCCCCAAAUGCCCCCCACCCACCCCUGUCACCACCACCACCAUUACCACCAGCCUCAUCUGGAGCUCCAUCAGCGCGCUUCCGUCUCCAUCGUUCUUCUCCGGCUUCGACUCCGCGUCUGAACGGCGUCAAAACCGUUCCGUUCAUACGUCCGUUCGUCCGUCCGCGAGCCCGGUGCAUGCGAGUGCGUGAGCGAGCGUGUGCGAGCGUGCGUGCGUGCGUGUGUUUGUUUUCCUCGAGCUGAAUGACGGGCGGACGCUUCGACUUCGACGAUGGAGGCACGUACUGCGGCGGCUGGGAGGACGGCAAGGCCCACGGCCACGGCAUCUGCACGGGACCCAAGGGCCAGGGCGAGUACUCGGGCUCGUGGGCGAGCGGCUUCGAGGUGUCAGGCGUGUACACGUGGCCCAGCGGCAACACGUACCAGGGCCACUGGGCGCAGGGCAAGCGCCACGGCUUGGGCGUCGAGUCCAAAGGCAGGUGGCUGUACCGCGGGGAGUGGACGCACGGCUUUAAGGGGCGCUACGGGGUCCGCCAGAGCCUCAACACGCCGGCCAGAUACGAGGGCACGUGGAGUAACGGGCUGCAGGACGGGUACGGGGUCGAGACCUACGCCGAUGGGGGUACGUAUCAGGGCCAGUGGAUGGGGGGCAUGCGGCAUGGCUAUGGUGUCCGUCAGAGCGUUCCGUACGGAAUGGCCACGGUGAUCCGCUCUCCACUCCGCACCUCUCUGGCGUCGCUGCGCAGCGAGCAGAGUAACGGCUCUGUCCUUCAUGAGCGGCUGGCAGACAGUCCGGCUGGAACGCGUGGCGGCUUCGUGCUCAACUUCCACAGCGACAGCGAGCUGGGAGGUCCGGCCCGGAAGAAGGGACUGUUCCGACGUGGCUCGCUGUUCGGCAGCCUGAAGCAGCUCCGCAAGUCCGACUCGCGCUCGUCCAUCUCCAGCAAACGCAGCUCGGCCCGCAGCGAUGCCACCAUGAGCCGCAUCAGCUCCAGCGACGCCAACUCCACCAUCAGCUUCGGAGAGGGAGAAGGGGCGGACGAGUACACACCCAUGGAAGACAAUGUGGACGCCACCACCACGGAGUCCUACAUGGGAGAAUGGAAGAAUGACAAGCGCAAUGGCUUCGGGGUCAGCGAGCGGUCCAACGGCAUGAAGUACGAGGGCGAGUGGACCAACAACAAGCGCCACGGCUACGGCUGCACAAUGUUCCCUGACGGCACGCGGGAGGAAGGCAAGUACAAGAACAACGUGCUGGUCCGCGGCAUCAAGAAACAGCUCAUACCCCUCAAAAACACCAAGACCAAGCAGAAGGUGGACCGUGCUGUGGAAGGAGCCAUCAGAGCAGCUGCUAUCGCCAGGACGAAAGUGGAGAUCGCCACCUCGAGGACAGCCCACGCCCGAGCGAAGGCUGAAGCAGCUGACCAGGCUGCGCUGUCCGCCUGCCAAAACUCAGACGUUGCCCGAGCAGUGGCCAGAGAGCUGUCCCCCAACUUCCAUCAGCCAGGGCCUGAUUACAUCAAGCAGAGGUUUUCCAGUGAGCCAAUAGAGAUUAAAGAAGUUCCCGAAGAGAAAAAGGAGAAAUCCCCCUCAGGAAGCCCCCAUUUCUAUCGCAAGGGCACCACGCCCACCCACACGCCCACCCAGAGCCCAGGUCCCACCCCGCCGCCCUCGCCACCACCCGGCAAGAAGAAAUCCUUCUUCAACCGGAGUGCCCCAAAAACUGCCAAAGAGAGCAAAGUGCCCGCAGCUGAGAGCGCGGCGAAACCCGCCGCGAGGACAUCCACCAAACAGGACACGAAGCAGGAAGUGGUUCCUGUCCCACACUCGUCCGCACCCCACAAGCCAACGGCGCCGGUCGCCAACCCCUCGAGCCCCGGAAACGGCGAGCUCCACUCACAGUACCACGGUUACUAUGUGAAGGCCGAAGUUAUGAUCCCACCCGAGGAGCCGGAGGAUGAGGAGCAUCAUGGCACUUCCACCGCACUGGCCAGGAUGCCGCCACCCACCAAGCAGCAGUACACCUCCAUCAGCUCUGGGGGCACCAGCAUCAGAGAGAGCAAGCCAGAACCCAAGCUUAGGAAGCAGGAAUCUCUGAAGCCAAAGAGUCUAGCAGAAACCAAGAAAGCCAGCAUGGAAAUUACCACUGACGUGGUUGAGGAAGAGUCAGGUCCUAACUCAAUCCUGGUGGCACUAGUGAUGCUGAUAAAUAUCGGAUUAGCAAUUAUUUUCGUCCAUUUCCUGACUUGACGCAUCAUCAAACUCAGGCUCGUUGUUGAGAGACGUCGCGCGAAUGUGUGUGCGUGUGAUGGACGGGACAGAUCUCCGGAUUUCGGAGCAGUAACAGGGCAACUGUUCUUGCAGAGGUUUGGUCAGACUGCGAAAGCAUGUGAGAAGGAGGAAAGGAAGGAAGAGCAUCAGAUGGGAAAAGUUGAACCAUCUUCAAACAUUGUUUUUUUUUGUUCUUUGUUUUUAGGGGUUUUGAACUGAGGACGUGGUUAAUUUUUUUUUGUUUGUUUUUUUGUUAUAGGAUAGGGGGGUGUCCCCUUUGCAUCAUAUUUAUAUAAAGUGGCUAUGUAAAUGGCUGUUUUUUUUCUUUUAUGUUUUUAUUCCAUCCAAAAUUGAAGCCAAAAAAAAAAAGUUAUAAAAUAAGAGCCCCCUAUUGGUCUGACUUGCACCAGUGAAGAAUAUCUGUGCUAUUUUUAAGCAUUUAUACAAAGUUCAGCUAAAUUUGUCUGUAUUUUUCUAAAAACCAUAAAACUUAUUUCAGUAAAGUUAUGUUUUGAUGGAAAAAAAGUAUAUGAUUGUAUUGCAUUUGAUAGUAUUGGGUAUUGAGUCGAUUUGAUAUUUUCAGAAUUGAAUCUUAAUGUUUUAAUUUUGGUAUUGACUGUCCCUCAAACCUUUUUUUUUUUCUGAAAU
Messenger RNA from Pygocentrus nattereri (red-bellied piranha), 3023 nucleotides. RefSeq names its product junctophilin 1b (gene jph1b). Lineage: Eukaryota; Metazoa; Chordata; Actinopteri; Characiformes; Serrasalmidae. Bases 348 to 2354 code for a protein of 668 amino acids. The transcript has 6 exons. Gene Ontology annotation, cellular component: plasma membrane; junctional membrane complex; endoplasmic reticulum membrane. The record is from RefSeq and is a predicted model, not a curated record.